AUGGAGAGUGUGCCAGGACGAACACCCCAGUGGGCAUCAGUGAGUGUAGCCUCGGCCAACACACAAGGGCAGCUGGAUACAGAGCUUGUUGGAACAAUACCCCCUUGGCUGAAUGGGUGCUUGUACCGGAACGGCGCUGGAGUUUAUAAAGUUAAAGAUACUGACAUAAAGCAUUUCUUUGAUGGAUUUUCGGUGAUUCACAAGUUUACUAUCAGCGAUGGAAAAAUAACCUACUCGUCAUCACUGCUAGAUACGUGUACUUUAGCUGAUGCGCUGGGGAUCAAGAGGAUUAUACCGACGGCGAGGGGGCUAGCAUCGUUAGACGAUCCUUGUAAAAGUAUUUUUAAAGGCCACUUUGCCAUGUUCCCACCCGAGAGAACAGACAACACCAAUGUCAACAUCGUGCAGUUCGCUGACUCCCUGUAUGCCCUGACGGAGACACCGACCGUCAACCAGAUUCACCCGGACAAACUCAACAGAUUGGCAUUGAUAGACCUGACACAAGUUGUGGCUAUCCACACGGGCACCGCACAUCCACAUUUCGGUAGCAAUGGAGACAUGUUUAGUUACGGAACUAACUUUGAUUACAGAAGAGCUUACAACAUUGUGAAAAUACCACGCCCACCGCUGUUGACAGCAGAAAUCCUUGCCAGCAUUUCCAGCAGAUGGCCGACCAACAUUUCCUACAACCACAGCUUCGGCAUGAGCGAGAACUAUUUUGUAAUACUCGACCAGCCCGUGACGUUCAACACAACAAAGUUUGACCUUACCAGGUCGGACAUACAAGGCAUGGCAGAAACACUGGCCCUGCGUCACGGAGAACCGCUCCAGUUUCAUAUCAUAGACAGACGCAACAACAAAAGACUUCGGACCAUCUAUGAAACCGACUCUUCUUUCGUUUUCCAUUUCGUCAACUGCUAUGAGGAGGAGGAUUAUUUAAUCGUCGAUGUUAUCAUCUACCACGACAUCAGCGCCAUCCUUCGGUUGUACGUGGACAGCUUGAAGAAAACCAAUUUCCAGAUUCCAGAUGCUGGAUCGUUUGCCAGAUUUGUACUACCCCUCAACGCGGACAAUGUGCCGUGCGAUGUGAACCUCGUCAGCUUACUUGGAAGUAAGGCUACGGCAAUCAAAGAUUUUGAUGCCACAAAUACCAUCAUAGUCACACCGGAUUUUCUCCUGCCUGACAAAAUCAACAUGGAGCUACCUCGCAUCAACUAUGAUUUCUGUGCAGGCCGAAGGCACAGAUAUGUCUAUGGAAAUGCCAUCUUCAGUAGCUACUACAGGCUGGUCAAGCUGGAUGUCCAGGAGAAAACUGUCAAGGAGUGGAGACUGACACAGUACUACUACCCAGGGGAGCCCAUCUUUGUGGCCUCCCCAGAUGCUAAGGAAGAGGAUGAUGGUAUCAUUCUCUCUCCUGUUCUGUGUGAGACCCUGGACGAGAGGUCAUUCCUGCUGAUACUUGAUGCCCGCUCUUUCACAGAAAUUGCCCGUGCGUACAUCCCUGAGAACGUCCAAAUGUCCAUGACUUUUCAUGGAACGUACACGAAACAGACACAGGUUAAUGGGGACAGUGCUGCGGUCAGUAUACAUCUUUGA
This is a messenger RNA of Candidula unifasciata, 1596 nucleotides long. NCBI's taxonomy places the organism in Eukaryota, Metazoa, Mollusca, Gastropoda, Stylommatophora, Geomitridae. The record is from the annotation of a GenBank genome assembly.